Molecule: messenger RNA, 1412 nt
Organism: Durio zibethinus
Lineage: Eukaryota; Viridiplantae; Streptophyta; Magnoliopsida; Malvales; Malvaceae
Product: AMMECR1 family
Source: RefSeq, a predicted model, not a curated record
AUAAAAUAAAAGUAUCCCUGCCACUUUCUCUUUCUUCUUUUGGUAAUAAAAGAACAAGAAAGCUUGCUUAUUUAUUUAUUUAUAUAUUUUAAAAUUAAGGGAAAAAGCAGUGACUGUGAGAAUAAAAGGAGGAAGGGGGCGAUCGGUGAAGAAAGUUAGGAGAGAAAUUAUCGUGGGAAUUAGGAAAAUGGUGUCGGCAAAUAGGGAAAUGGUGGUCUACUGCUUCGACACUUUGGUCGCCCACUACAACAGCGAGGAGGCUGCCCCCCCCGCCUUCGACGAGGGCCAACACCCAUUGUUUGUCACUUGGAAGAAGGUUGUGAAUGGUGGGGAGCCUCGUUUACGGGGAUGUAUUGGCACUCUUGAAGCUCGUUGCUUGAUUAAUGGGUUUAGGGACUAUGCUUUGACAAGUGCUUUGAAGGACCGCAGAUUUCCUCCUAUACAAGCUAGAGAACUGCCUUAUUUAGAAUGUACUGUAUCUAUUUUGACUGAUUAUGAAACAGCUAAUAACUACCUUGAUUGGGAGGUUGGAAAGCAUGGCAUAAUUAUUGAGUUUACCGAUGACUAUAAUAUAAGGCGAAGUGCCACAUAUUUACCUGAGGUGCCUGCACAUGAAGGUUGGACUAAAGUGGAGGCAAUUGACUCACUUAUGCGUAAGGCAGGCUUGAGUGGACACAUCAGCGAGUCACUCAGGAACCGUAUAAAACUGACCCGCUAUCAAAGUACGUUAUUCACUAUGCACUACAGUGACUAUGCCUCCUACGUCCAGGCAACAAGGGGUGCAGUGCCUUCUAUUGGUGGUGCGAACUCCAGCAACCAUUGAUUCUUCCAAACGGUUUUUAACCGAAAUGGUAAAGCUGUUUUGUCUAAAUGGUAAGGAUAUGAUUUAAACAAAAGAAAAUGGGUGGGAAUGGGUUUGAUUGUGUUCCUACCCAGUUGCUUAAGUAAUUACGUGACCUUCCAAAUAAGAUUCUUUAAGGUCAAAUGCAUUUGAUUUUGAAGAAAGAUACCUAAAAACAAUCAUGCCUGAUGUAAACUCGGUUGUACGAGACAUUCAUAUUCUGCAACAUACCUGGGAAUGCUGUUUGCUGUAAGACAAAUCUCAAUGCGACUUGAAAUUAUUUUGGGACAUGUUUGUUCCAAAAAUUAGUUACGUCUUUCUUUUACUUACAUAACUGUAUGACUUCAUUUACUCUCAAAGCUUGCUUGCUUCAGCCCUGGCUUACCAGUGAGAAGUGAAUGCUGAGCUUAAGAGGGCGGAAGCCAUGUACAUAGUUCUUUUUAUGGUGGCUUAGCUCUCUACCUUCACUUUCAUCCUGUUAUGAAACCUAAAGGUUUAAAUGUUUUCAAGUAUAUCUGAAGGUGAGAUCAAUCAUGCUUUCUAGCUCUAUACAUGUAGGGUAGUGAUUAUU